Vicia faba (fava bean) is the source of this 720-nucleotide messenger RNA. The record is from the annotation of a GenBank genome assembly. NCBI's taxonomy places the organism in Eukaryota, Viridiplantae, Streptophyta, Magnoliopsida, Fabales, Fabaceae.
AUGGCCUCAGCUUCACUCAUUCUUGCAUUUGCCAUGCUCUUUCUCAGUUUCCCAUCUGAAAUUUCAGCAAACCUCUAUUCUAUUUCCUCAACACCACCACCAAAGGAUCCAUACCAUUACUCAUCUCCUCCACCUCCACCAGUUCACACCUACCCUCAUCCACACCCAGUCUACCACGAUCCACCACCACCGGUUCACACAUACCCUCACCCACACCCAGUCUACCACUCUCCUCCCCCUCCAACACCUCACAAGAAACCUUACAAGUACCCAUCUUCUCCACCACCACCAGUGCACACCUACCCUCACCCACACCCAGUCUACCACUCUCCUCCACCACAAGCACCACAAAAGAAGCCUUACAAGUACCCAUCUCCUCCGCCACCACCCGCGCACACCUACCCCCGUCUUCACCCUGUCUACCGCUCCCCACCACCACCACCAACACCACAGAAGAAGCCAUACAAGUACCCAUCACCACCACCUGUUCAUACCAACCCCCCUCACCCUCACCCUCACCCGGUCUACCACUCUCCACCACCUGUUCAUACCAACCCCCCUCACCCUCACCCGGUCUACCACUCUCCACCACCAUCAUCAGUUCACACCUACCCUCCUCAUGCUCCCCACCCAGUUUACCAUUCUCAUCCUCCUCCAGUCCAUUCUCCGCCACCACCACAUUAUUACUACAAAUCACCUCCUCCACCUCACCACUACUAG